Pogonomyrmex barbatus (red harvester ant) is the source of this 2571-nucleotide messenger RNA. It is a transcript of the gene Kap-alpha3, whose product is annotated as karyopherin alpha3. Gene Ontology annotation, cellular component: cytoplasm. Lineage: Eukaryota; Metazoa; Arthropoda; Insecta; Hymenoptera; Formicidae. Gene Ontology annotation, molecular function: protein binding; nuclear import signal receptor activity. The record is from RefSeq and is a predicted model, not a curated record. Gene Ontology annotation, biological process: protein import into nucleus.
UUGGGAACGCGCUGGGAAACAUUGAUGGUCUGUUCCUGCUCAGCCUGCUCACCAGUUACAGUUGGUUCCGAUCGUGGGAAAAAAAAGGGGAUUGCCUGGGAAGUGGUGUGCGAGCCACGAAGAGAGGAACCACAUCGGUACUGCACGACGCAACGGAGGCAAUUGUUACGCGAUUGAGUGUGAUACAUGAUACUGCAUACUGACGUAUGUUGCCGGGAUAAAUAUCGCAGCGGAACGCAGGAAUUAAGAAACGAGUCGGGCGUUCACCCAGGGACGUGAUAUUCAUUUCGUGAUAACGUUCGACGAGCCGCGUGCCGGCGCACAUUGAUCUACGCGAGCACGGGAAUUGGUUAUUGAAAAAAUGGCGGCCGAGGCAAUGCUAAAUAAGAACCGAAUGAUGGUGUUUAAGAACAAAGGCAAGGAUCAGGAGGAAAUGAGAAGACGACGUAAUGAAGUAACAGUAGAAUUACGUAAAAAUAAGCGAGAAGAAACUUUACAAAAAAGAAGAAAUGUACCUAUUACAGAUUCAACAGAUGAGGAUGACAUUGAUAAACAUCUUUCAAAAAUCAAUUUGGAAGAACUGGUAGCAAAAGCAGGCAGUUCAGAUCCAACAAUACAAUUACAAGCUGUACAAUCAGCAAGGAAAUUAUUAUCGUCAGAUCGUAAUCCACCCAUUGAUCCAUUGAUAGAUAGUGGUAUUUUACCAAUUUUAGUUCGCUGUCUCGAACAGCAUAACAAUCCAUCGUUGCAAUUUGAAGCAGCCUGGGCUUUAACAAAUAUUGCAAGUGGAACAUCGGCCCAAACGCAAGCUGUGGUUGCAGCUGGUGCAGUACCACUCUUCUUGCAUUUGUUGCUUUCAAGUCAACAAAAUGUAUGUGAACAAGCAGUAUGGGCCUUAGGUAACAUUAUUGGAGAUGGUCCAAUACCCAGGGAUUAUGUCAUUAACCUUGGUGUUGUACAGCCAUUGCUAACAUUUAUUAAACCAGAUAUACCUAUUACAUUUCUACGUAACGUAACAUGGGUUAUUGUAAACUUAUGUAGAAAUAAAGACCCACCGCCACCAGUUCAAACCAUAAAGGAUAUUUUACCUGCUCUAAAUGUGCUUAUUCAUCAUAAUGAUGUUAAUAUUCUUGUUGACACUGUAUGGGCCUUGAGUUAUUUAACUGACGGUGGUAACACACAAAUUCAAAUGGUUAUAGACAGUGGUGUUGUACCACGUUUAAUACCACUUCUUUCGCACAAAGAAGUUAAAGUCCAAACUGCUGCUCUCAGAGCAGUUGGUAAUAUUGUAACUGGCACAGAUGAGCAAACACAAACUGUCUUAAAUUGUGAUGCACUUUCACAUUUCCCUAAUCUAUUGACUCAUCCAAAAGAAAAAAUUUGUAAAGAAGCAGUCUGGUUUCUUUCAAAUAUUACUGCCGGUAAUCAAUCUCAAGUUCAAGCAGUUAUAGACGCUGGACUUUUACCCCUCAUUAUUCGUAAUUUAGCAAAGGGUGAAUUCCAGACACAAAAGGAAGCAGCAUGGGCUAUUAGCAACCUUACGAUAAGCGGAAAUAGAGAUCAAGUUGCACGGCUUAUACAAGAGGGAGUUAUUCGUCCAUUUUGCGAUCUUUUGUCUUGUAAAGAUACCCAGGUUGUACAGGUGGUUUUGGAUGGAAUUCAUAAUAUGCUUAAACUUGCUGGACCGCAAGUUGAACAUUUGGCCAAUAUGAUUGAAGAAUGUGAAGGUCUGGAUAAAAUUGAGGCAUUGCAAAACCAUGAAAAUGUAGAUAUUUACAAACUAGCAUAUGAUAUCAUCGAGCAAUACUUUUCAGACGAGACGGAUGAUACACCAUUGACAUCGCACGAAGGAGCUUUUGAAUUUGAUCAAACGACGAGUAUUCCGAGUGAGGGUUUUAAAUUCUGAGAGAGUCUCCACUUUUUAUCCGAUCGUGCCGUCCCCCGACAAACUCCAACAUGGAGCCAUCUUGUUUUCUCUCUCCUAUUUCUACAUCUCCUUCCUAUUCCAAUGAAAGCAUAGCAAUAUGAACUUACUGCUGCAGAAUCAAGAACUAUUACGUUUGUUUAUACAAACAUACAGUGUGAUUUAUCGAUUUUUCCGUAUUCGGAAAGCCAGAAAAAAACAGAAUGAGGGAACUAGUUAUGGAAUGAAGGAAAUUGGCAAUCAUCAAAUUGAGUAUCUGUGGACUUUGAUUUUUUUCUUUCCCUUUUCUUAUCAUGUACGUUAUUUUUUCUUUUAUAAUAUACGAUAAACAUAUUAGCAGAGUCUUUAGCUCAACGCAGCUAGCUACAUAACGCAUAUGAGUAAAUUAUUAUAGAAAUCGGAUAAAAAAAACAGAAUCUAUCAUGCUUGAUCAUGCUGCUCUCCACUCUAACUCAGGACGAGUUUUGGUUAGCGAUAUUACUUUUAUAAAAUAAUUCGUGUAUAUUUUAGGCAUGUUAAAUUUAUAAUAUUGAUUACUAAAUAAAUGAAUCAAUUGACUACUCUUUGCUAGUGUAAUUGAUAAGUGUGGAUAUUUCUGUAAGAAAAGGAGCAGACAACAAUAAAAUUUUAACGGGAAUUCGGCACAA